Molecule: messenger RNA, 3339 nt
Organism: Telopea speciosissima
Lineage: Eukaryota; Viridiplantae; Streptophyta; Magnoliopsida; Proteales; Proteaceae
Product: putative disease resistance RPP13-like protein 1
Exons: 2
Coding region: 1-3339 (1112 amino acids)
Biological process (GO): defense response to other organism
Molecular function (GO): ADP binding
Source: RefSeq, a predicted model, not a curated record
AUGGCUCUUGUGGAAGGGGCAGUUCUAUCUGCUUCUUUUCAAGUUUUAUUUGAGAAGUUGGCUUCUCCAAUCUUCAAGGAGAUAGGAAGCAGAUGGGGAGUCACUAAAGAGCUCAAAAAAUUGAUGAGAAAGAUGCUUCUGAUCAAUGAUGUUCUCAAUGAUGCAGAGGAGAGACAAAUAAGUAACUCAGCUGUGAAGCUUUGGCUGAACGAUCUCCAACAACUCGCUUAUGAUGCCGAAGACAUUGUGGACGAGUAUGAAACUGUAAACCAACUAUCAAAAUUGGCCGCGGAAGCUCAAACCGACACAAAUCAGGUGCUGAUGAACCUUCUCUCUUCCUCUUUUAAUUCAACCGUUUCUGCAUUGAAUUACAGUCAAGGCAUGACAUCUAAGAUGAAGGAUAUCACUGAAGGAUUAGAUGACCUUGUAGAACAAAUGGAUGUUCUUGACUUAAGAAAGAGACUUGAGGGGAAAGGGAAAGAGAACAACAUAAUUGUAAAUAGACCUGCAACAAGUUCCUUAGUUGAUGAAUCACAUGUUCAUGGUCGGGAGAGUGACAAAAACAAGAUUAUUGAGUUGCUAGUAAGAAAUGGACCUCUAACAAAUAAGGUAGGUAUACUUCCUAUUGUAGGAAUGGGAGGUAUGGGGAAGACAACACUUGCUCAAUUUAUUUACAAUGACCAGAGGGUGCUGAAUCAUUUUGAGCUAAAAGCAUGGGUGUGGGUGUCAGAGGAAUUUGUUUUGGAGAGGCUUACGAAAUCGAUUCUCGAAUCGAUAACUCAAAUGUCCUCAGAUCUCAAAGAUCUAGAUCCACUCCAAUGUAAGUUGAAAGAAACUUUGAGAGGUAAAAGAUUUUUACUCGUUUUAGAUGAUGUAUGGAACGAAAAUGCUGAUUAUUGGGAUGUGCUGAAAAUUCCCUUUCUGGCUGGGAAACAAGGAAGCAGAGUACUAGUAACCACAAGGAGUAAAUUUGUUUCUUCCCUAAUGCGCACAGAUGCAGAUUACGAACUAGACAUUCUAGAAGAUGAAGAUUGCUGGUCAUUGUUCAGCCAAAGGGCUUUUGCAGGUAGAGACGAUCCCUAUGGAUAUCAUCAAAAUUUGCAAGCAAUUGGUAAGGAAAUUGUUAAAAAAUGCAAAGGAUUACCCCUUGCAGCAAAGGCACUUGGAGGACUCUUGCACUCUAAAGUUGAUGAGCACUAUUGGAGGUAUAUGUUAAGAAGUGAAAUAUGGGAUUUACCAGAGGAGAAAAGCAACAUUAUGCCAGCUCUAAGACUGAGCUACACUCAUCUCCCUGCGAAUGUGAAGCGUUGUUUUGCUUAUUGUUCCAUCUUUCCAAAGGGUUACAGAUUUGAAAAGGAAGAAUUAGUCUUAUUAUGGAUGGCUGAAGGUUUCUUACCUUGUAGAGGAAGUAUUCGAGCUGAGGACAGAGGUUAUCAAUAUUUCGAUGAUUUAGUCUUCAGAUCUCUUUUUCAGCACUCUGGAAAUGAUGGAUCAAAGUAUGUAAUGCAUGACCUAAUUCAUGAUCUAGCAGUAUCUAUUUCAGGAGAGAUUUCUUUUAGACUUGGAGGCAGCUACAAUAUUGAUCAAUCUUGCCAGCAAAUAUCCAAGAGUACUCGUCAUUCAUCACUCUUCACCAAAUAUAAUGAGGAACUAAAUUUUGAGGAUCUUUAUGAAGCUAAGAAUCUUCACACGCUUCUGUUACGUUCUGAAUUUGGACAUGGACUUGAAUAUAGUACACAUGUCCCUCAUAUACCUUCAAAAUGGAAGUUCUUGCGUGUGUUGUGUUUGCCUGGUCUUCACAAUCUCGUGUUGCCAGAUUCCAUUGGGAUGCUAAUACACCUACGAUACCUUGACUUCCAACAUACUUGCAUUGAAAAUUUUCCAGCAUCGAUUGGUAAGCUCUACAACUUACAAACUUUAAUUCUUGGUGCAUGUAGGACCUGUUGUAGACUCGGUGCUCCUGAGGACAUAGCCAACCUAGUUAACCUCCGACAUAUUCGGGUCAUCAUCCAAAGUAAUUUUAUUGAUAUCCCAGACGGAAUGCCUCAUGGUAUUGAAAGAUUAACUAGCCUCCAAACAUUGACUCACUUCGGGGUGGGAAAGAACAAGGGUGCAAGGUUAGGAGAUCUAAAGAACCUCAUGCACAUUCAGGGAGGAUUAAGCAUUUUACAACUGGAGAAUGUGGAUGGUCUUAAUGAGGCCAUAGAGGCCAAUUUGAAGAACAAGCAAAAACUUAACAGAUUGUGGCUAUGUUGGGGUGCUGGAAAACGAAGAGAUGAUGAAGAGGAAACAAUUGAAUGCCUUGAACCACCUAUGGGAAUCGAAGAGCUCAACAUCGAAUACUAUUUUGGAGCAAGAAUGCCUAGGUGGAUAGUGAUCCUCCCAAAUCUUGUGAAGUUGGAACUCAUAUGCUGUGAAACAAUCGAGGUCCUCCCUCCUCUUGGACAACUACCUUCUCUCAAACAUCUCAAAAUAUUUGGGAUGCAAGGUAUUAGGCAUAUCGGAAGUGAAUUUUACAGGGAUGGCAAUGUUAAAGGUUUCCCACUGUUAGAGACUUUAGAAUUCGAUGGUAUGACUCAGUGGGAGGAAUGGUCUGGAGGAGAUGGACUGGCAUUCCCUCAACUUCACAAACUUGAAAUCACCGGGUGCUGCAAAUGGAGAGGAUUUUCAUCAUCCAUCAGGUUUCCUGCUCUAGAAUUAUUGAACAUUACUGAUUGUGGAGGACUAACAUCUCUUGAAAUUCCAAGAAAUCCCUCACUCAAUGAUGAUAAUGGUGGUGGUGGUGGUGGUGGUGGUGACUUUGAAGACAUGUUUCCUUUCCUUCUUAAGCUUGGGAUAGUGGAAUGUCCCAGUUUGCAAGAAAUUAUGCCAGACAUUCAGACCAAACUAUCUUGUCUUGUUAGUUUGAAGAUCUCAGGUGGACUAGCACGCACUCCUGGCCAUUUUUCUUAUCCAGCUGGGGGUUUGCCCAUAACAAUAAGAUCACUUGAUAUAUCUGGUUGGAACUCACUUGAGAACUUCCAUCCAAUGGGUUGCUUGCAGAGACUUACUUCUAUGGAAGAAUUGACGGUCGGUGUAAAUGAGGGUCUCAUUUCAUUUCCAGAUGAAGUGGAUUGGUUGCUCCUCACAACCUUAUGGAAGAAGUUCUUCCGAAGAACAACAGUGGAAGAAGAAAUAAACAAGGAGAAACGUCGCCGCUGCCGUGCUGCUGCCAUCGCCUCUGCCGUCGCUGCUGCCGUCGCCGCUGCCGUCGCUGCUGCCGUCGCUGCUGCCGUAGCCUCUGCCGUCGCUGCUGCGUCGCCGCUGCCGUCGCCGAUGUUGUUGCCGUCGAAGCUUUGA